Molecule: messenger RNA, 1080 nt
Organism: Pieris macdunnoughi
Lineage: Eukaryota; Metazoa; Arthropoda; Insecta; Lepidoptera; Pieridae
Source: the annotation of a GenBank genome assembly
AUGUUUAAAAUACUAGCUUUUUUCGCCUUUUUAAAUGUUGCAGUAUCUCGCUUUGUUGGUGAUGAGUGCAAAACAUCUGACAAUGAUGGAACAUGUGUGUUAGUCACUGAUUGCCCUGUGGCCAUUAGGGCAAUAAAAGAAAAUGAUCGCCAUCCAUAUAUGAGAUGUGGUUUUAGUGGUCAAAUUGAAAUUGUAUGUUGUCCUAAGACAGCAAUUGAAUACAAACCUAUAAGGACCUCCACAAUAAGAACAGAAGAGAAAUUUGGUGGAAACCGAGUUGCAGAUAUUCAAUGUAAGAAAAUAGUAGAUUCUAGUAUACCACCACUAGGAUUACACAUAAUCGGAGGGGAAACAGCGUCGCCCGGGGAAUUUCCGCACAUGGUUGCACUCGGAUACGAGCGCGCGGACGGUUACGAAUUCCAAUGCGGCGGUUCACUUGUUUCCGAAUAUUAUGUUCUUACUGCAGCGCAUUGUAUAGACACACUGGAUCAAGUAAAACCAAGCAUAGCGCGGAUGGGUGUGGUUGAAAUAGGAGGCAGUGCGUUCAAUUCAGUAACAGAUGUAAUGAUAGCUGAAUUAAAAUUGCACCCGCAGUAUGCUAGAAAAGAGAAAUACCACGAUCUCGCUUUAAUUAGGUUACAAUCGCCAGCUGAAUUGUCAUCUGAUUUGAAUGCGAUAUGCCUUUACACCCAAGAUGAUGACCCACAAGUUGCUUUAACUGUCACCGGUUGGGGAAAAACCAGCACCACACGUGACAUAAAAAGUAAUAUAUUAUUGAAGGCAAAUGUAUCUGUGGUCGAUAUCUCCAAGUGUGGCGAGUCUUAUACUAAUUGGCGGCGGCUUCCCAAAGGUAUUGCACAGACACAGAUCUGUGCCGGCGACGAGUUGGGACGACAUGACACCUGCCAGGGCGACUCUGGUGGGCCCCUUCAAGCUCUUACGGCCAGUGACGGGAACUAUCGAUUAAUCGGUGUGACGUCAUUCGGCCGCGGUUGUGCCUCUACAGUGCCUGGAGUGUACACGCGUGUCUCUGAGUACCUCGACUGGAUCGAAAGUGUUGUGUGGCCAAAUGAAUCUUAA